This is a messenger RNA of Bactrocera dorsalis (oriental fruit fly), 1732 nucleotides long. RefSeq names its product protein kinase C, brain isozyme-like. Gene Ontology annotation, molecular function: diacylglycerol-dependent serine/threonine kinase activity; ATP binding; zinc ion binding. NCBI's taxonomy places the organism in Eukaryota, Metazoa, Arthropoda, Insecta, Diptera, Tephritidae. The record is from RefSeq and is a predicted model, not a curated record. Gene Ontology annotation, biological process: protein phosphorylation.
CAUGUGACAUGAAUGUGCAUGCCCGCUGCAAGGAGAAUGUGCCGAGCUUGUGCGGUUGCGAUCACACCGAACGUCGUGGACGCAUCAAUUUGGAAUUGAAUGUGAAGGAGAAUUUGCUGACGGUGCAAAUCAAAGAAGGCCGUAAUCUCAUUCCAAUGGACCCGAAUGGUCUUAGUGAUCCCUAUGUUAAGGUCAAACUAAUUCCAGAUGAGCAUGAAAAGUCCAAGAAGAAGACGCGCACCAUCAAGGCUUGUCUAAAUCCUGUGUGGAAUGAGACCAUCAAAUAUGAUCUCAAGCCAGAAGACAAAGAUCGGCGUGUACUUAUCGAGGUCUGGGAUUGGGACCGCACAUCGCGCAAUGAUUUUAUGGGCGCUUUGUCAUUCGGUAUAUCCGAAAUUAUUAAGAACCCCGCGGAUGGCUGGUUCAAAUUGCUCACACAAGAGGAGGGCGAAUACUACAAUGUGCCAUGCGCCGAUGCCACACAGGAUCUACUUAAACUCAAAAGUCAAAUGCGGAAAUCAUCACAAAAGAAACCACUGGUGAUGCGUAGCGAUACAAAUACACAGACACAAUCUAAAAAGGAUAUGAUACGUGCUACCGAUUUCAAUUUCAUAAAAGUGCUGGGAAAAGGUUCAUUCGGCAAGGUCAUGUUGGCCGAACGCAAGGGCACCGAAGAUCUCUUCGCCAUUAAAAUACUCAAAAAGGACGUCAUCAUACAGGACGACGAUGUCGAGUGUACAAUGAUUGAGAAACGUGUUUUGGCUUUGGGCGAAAAGCCGCCAUUCCUAGUACAGCUGCACUCAUGCUUCCAAACGUUAGAUCGUCUCUUCUUUGUCAUGGAGUACGUCAAUGGUGGCGAUUUGAUGUUUCAAAUACAACAAUUCGGCAAAUUCAAGGAGCCGGUAGCUGUCUUUUACGCAGCCGAAAUAGCCGCCGGCCUCUUCUUUCUACACAGUAAAGGCAUUUUGUAUCGGGAUUUGAAAUUGGACAAUGUUCUCUUGGAUGCCGAUGGUCAUGUUAAAAUUGCCGACUUCGGCAUGUGUAAGGAGAAUAUUAUUGGUGAUAAGACAACAAAGACAUUCUGCGGCACACCCGACUACAUAGCACCCGAGAUCAUUCUAUAUCAACCCUACGGCAAAUCGGUAGACUGGUGGGCUUAUGGUGUCUUGCUCUACGAAAUGCUCGUCGGCCAGCCGCCGUUCGAUGGUGAGGAUGAAGAAGAGUUGUUUGCUGCCAUUACCGAUCACAAUGCCUCCUAUCCGAAGAGUUUGAGCAAGGAGGCCAAAGAGGCGUGCAAAGGGUUCCUCACCAAGCAACCGAAUAAACGCCUCGGUUGUGGACCCACCGGCGAAGCGGAUGUGCGUAUACAUCCGUUCUUCCGACGAAUCGAUUGGGAGAAAAUCGAGAAUCGUGAAGUGCAACCGCCAUUUAAGCCGAAAAUUAAACAUCGCAAAGAUGUCUCGAAUUUCGAUAAGCAAUUCACUUCGGAGAAAACGGAUCUGACACCAACGGAUAAAGUAUUUAUGAUGAAUUUGGAUCAAACGGAAUUUAGGGGCUUCUCCUACGUGAAUCCGGACUAUGCGGUGCCCCUUUAAAGGCACGGAAACUCCACAGACAAACACACACACACCCAAAAGCACUGCGUUCGGACAGCGUGCGUAGAAAGUGAAAGGACACAACCCCGGAAAGAAAAGCGAAAGCUAGGGAGAGAGCGGUAUAAAGCGUAUACGAG